AUGUACGCACUGCAGAUGCAGACUGCCUGUCAGGGCGAUGGCACUGGUGAACCUGAUGAUCCCAGCAGCCUUCAUCAGGAACCAGUGCGACCUGCUACCCAAGAUUGCAGCUCUUUCGAUAUUGUCAGAGCCACGCAGUAUGGGGCGUUGGAGCGAGUGACACAAUUGGUGGAAGCUGGUGCCGACGUGAAUCAGCCAGAUUCGGAAAAUGUGACGUUAUUACAUUGGGCUGCUAUAAACAAUCGCAAGGAUAUUGUCAAAUAUCUCAUUGCAAAGGGAGCCGUAGUCGAUGCUAUCGGUGGUGAUUUGGCGUCCACACCGUUGCAUUGGGCCACGAGACAGGGCCAUCUUUCCGCGGUUGUAAUUCUAAUGAGAGCAGGUGCUGAUCCAACCUUGAGAGAUUGUGAAGGCUUCUCCUGCAUACAUCUGGCGGCACAAUUUGGCUAUACGGCUAUAGUGGCUUAUUUGGUAGCGAAAGGCGUGAAUCCAAAUAUGCCAGAUAGAAGUGCCAUGACGCCCCUCAUGUGGAGUGCUUAUAAAGUCAAUAGUCUAGAUCCAACGCGACUGUUGUUGACUCUAGGUGCAUCGCACUCACUUACCGAUAAUCUGUACGGUAAUACCGCCCUGCAUUGGGCUAUUAUAGCAAAAAACAACACGGCGAUAUCCAUCUUAGUGCAACAUGGAGCCUCAUUAGAUCUUCCCAAUUUCCGAAAUGAGACGCCAAUGGCACUACUAGGUCCGCAUAUCAGCGCCACGUGGUUAGAACAUAAAAUCAGAGACGAGAUUAAAGAAAAACAAGGUCGUACAAGAACAUGGUGUAGAGAUAAGAAAAUUCGUUGGCAUUGUAUGGUCAGUACGCCGCUUAUAGCAUUUUACGUGAUUGGUAUGGUUCUACAAAGUGGAUGGGAUUAUUUAUUAAAACUAGGUGCCUUUAUCACCCUUUACGUAGCGGUGUAUUUAAUGAACCAUUUCGUGUUCGACGAACGGCUGUUUCACGUUUUGCCUGUGUCGAUUUAUUUUGCAACCAAGCUAUGGAUAUACGUCACGUGGUUUUUCUGGCUAGGUAUCCAUGCAACGUGGUAUUUAUGGUUAUUAUUCGUCGGUGGAUCUGUUCCUCUCUGGAUAUGCUUUUUGCAGUCUUGGCGGGGUGAUCCCGGAAUUAUUACGGCUACUCAGGAGGAUAAAUUAAAUACAAUAAUUGAAUUAGCCGAAUCAGGUGGUUUCGAACCGCAAUGGUUUUGCAGUAGUUGUCUAGUUCGAAGACCCAUAAGAUCUAAACACUGUGCUACAUGUGAUCGUUGUGUAGCACGAUUUGAUCAUCAUUGUCCAUGGAUUAAUAAUUGCAUUGGUGCGCAUAAUCAUAAGUAUUUUCUUGGAUUUCUGACGUCUGUGCUAGGAUUGUGUAUCGUUAUUUUAAUUGCUAGUGUACAAUAUUGGCAAUUUGAAUGCUGGUCAAAUUUAACGAAUGGUCAUACUGCAGACAACUAUCUAGUAGCUGCAGCUACCUGCGACGCUUGGGUGAUGUGGGUAGCAGCUAACACAUCCCUUCAUUUUUUCUGGGUCGGAACUUUGUUAGCUUGUCAGUGUUAUCAGAUUAUGGUCCUGGGAAUGACAACGAAUGAACGUGUAAACGCUGGUCGAUACAAACAUUUUAAACAGGGGAAUCCGUUCCAUCGCGGUGCCCUACAGAAUGCCGCCGACUUUUGUAAUUUUAGCUUUUGUGGAGUGAAGGCGAAACCUAGCUCAGACUGGUUGCACAGUUUCGAUCUCAAACAAAGUAUCGAGAAGUUACCUUUGCUCACGCAAAAAGAUAAUUUUCAGUACGUUUAGAGUUUUGUAAGCAGCCAUGAGACGCUAAUUGUACAUACAUACAUACAUACAUACACCAUAUCACUUAUGCCUGACGUACUCCUUGGACUAUCAAAGAGUUGCUAUGAACACGUAAGUGACUUUCCAGUAUGGCAGUAAUUAUAUAUAUAUAUAUUUAUAUAUACACACACGACAA
Messenger RNA from Cyphomyrmex costatus, 2005 nucleotides. It is a transcript of the gene Hip14, whose product is annotated as palmitoyltransferase Hip14. Gene Ontology annotation, molecular function: protein binding; palmitoyltransferase activity. The record is from RefSeq and is a predicted model, not a curated record. The coding region runs from base 1 to 1830 and encodes 609 amino acids. The transcript is spliced from 9 exons. NCBI's taxonomy places the organism in Eukaryota, Metazoa, Arthropoda, Insecta, Hymenoptera, Formicidae.